AUGCCUGAACCACCGACAACAGGUAAGCGGAGCCGCAGGCGGCGGAGAGUGAGGGAAAAACCUUUUGGGCACAACGCCACCACAUCUACUCACCUACACUGUACCUGGCCCACUCAGGCUGCAGGACACAGGGCAGAAAGCCGGAAGCAUCGUCCACUUUCACAGAGGUGCAAGCGUCGCAAGCGACAGAAGACCACCAGCCCCUCCGUCACUCACGCACGUGGAGAAAACUCGGGCUCCAGAGGAAGCCGAGUUUGUGGCCAAGAGAUGCAGGCCUGCACACCAGCCUGGGGCUGGAAGGACAUCCUCACUGGCAUCUGCAGAGCGGCAGACCGCCGAAGCUCCUUGACGGGCACAUACCGUUUUCAUAAAGAGGGCAUCGGAUGA
Molecule: messenger RNA, 387 nt
Organism: Pelobates cultripes (western spadefoot toad)
Lineage: Eukaryota; Metazoa; Chordata; Amphibia; Anura; Pelobatidae
Source: the annotation of a GenBank genome assembly